This is a messenger RNA of Aspergillus nidulans FGSC A4, 1130 nucleotides long. Its product is annotated as putative mitochondrial protein sorting (Msf1). The record is from RefSeq and is a predicted model, not a curated record. The coding region runs from base 211 to 777 and encodes 188 amino acids. Gene Ontology annotation, cellular component: mitochondrial intermembrane space. NCBI's taxonomy places the organism in Eukaryota, Fungi, Ascomycota, Eurotiomycetes, Eurotiales, Aspergillaceae. The transcript is spliced from 2 exons.
GUCUUUCGCUCUUUUGUGUAUCACCAAUAUCUUGCAUUCACUCAGACUGAAAUAUCCGGCCCACUCCGCUCUGCCUGGUGAUUCAUCAGGAGCUGCUUCUUUCCGUCGAAUAUCAACGCUCCGAUCUCUAAAGAUUCACCUAGAGUAUAAGCACCACGAGUACAAUCCCGCUCUUCUGGGUCCAGUGUUUUGCACUGUGCUUUAUCGGAAAUGAAGGUCUUUUCAUCUCUUUGCACGUUCGACUACUCGUGGGAGGAGGUUUCAACCGCCAACUGGAGGAAAUAUUGUCCCUGGAAUGAUAAGUCGACGCAUGUUGUGGGGGUAGAUACUCUCUCGCGGGGGGUGGACCCCGAGACAGGAAUUUUGCGAACUGAGCGAUUGAUCACAUGCAACCAAUCCGUACCGCAAUGGGUAUCGUCGUUGUUUGGAGGUAGCCCGACCUCCCAUGUUUACGAGGUUUCAUAUGUCGACCCUAUUUCCAAGAAAGUAACAAUGUGCUCGACAAACCUUACAUGGGCCAAUGUUUUGAACGUGCGCGAGACUGUCAUCUACCAACCGUCGGUGACAAACCCUUCGUCUAAGACCGAAUUUCAGCAGGAAGCGAAGAUAACUGCUCUCUGCGGAGGCUGGCAAAAGAUUAAGAACAAGGUGGAAGAGGCAAGCGUCGAGCGAUUUAGAGAAAAUGCCAAGCGUGGCAGGGAAGGCUUCGAAGCCGUCCUUGAGAUGAGUCGACGAGUUUUCAGCGAGCAGCGCGCUCUCGAAUCCAGCGUGGCAUGAUCAGUCGCAACUCCUGCAUCACGUUAUUGAGCGUUUAGCUUGCAUAAUGGCGUUCUUUCAUUUCCUAAGCGUGUGGUUGUUUCGGCGUUGUCCUAAAAGAUACUCUCAUCGCAUACUGAUGACAUGACCAUCGCACUUAUUGUUUACUCAACUUACCGGGCUCAUGAGGCACGUGUUCUCAAAAGUUAUUGAUAUCCCUUGCCAUAUUUUUCAAGCGAGCGUCUUGCUUCUCUCUUUUGAGAUACUACGAGAGCACGACAAAAUAGAGCUGUACAUAGAUACAUAUUACCUAUAGUGGCUAUCCUAGAAGACCCCCCAAUACGACACGGCUGACCCCAGCCACCUCAGUUCUA